AUGGAAAACAUAAAUUCUCAUGUUUUAGAACUUUUUGAUGAGAUGAAAACAAUUCGGCGAGAGAUUCAUAAAAAUCCUGAGCUCUUGUAUGAGCUUCCAAAUACAACAAGUUUAGUUACAACAUAUUUAAGUUCCUUAUCAGGUGUCGAAGUUUACUCGCAAGUUGGCAGAUCAGGCGUCAUUGGGGUGCUGAAAUCUGACGGAGGCCCUUGCUACCUAUUAAGAGCAGAUAUGGAUGCAUUAGCAAUCCAAGAAGAAAAUAAUGUAGAGUAUAAGUCCCAAAUACAAGGUCGGAUGCAUGCAUGCGGGCAUGAUGCUCAUGUCGCAAUGCUUCUCAUAGCAGCCAAGGUAAUAUCAAACUUCAGAGAAAAACUGAAAGGAAGCUUGAAAUUCUUAUUCCAGCCUGCUGAAGAAGGAGAAUUUGGAGCUCAGGCCAUGAUAAAUGACCCUCUUUAUCCCGCGCUUGAAAACCCGGAUGUUGAACAAGUAUACGGGCUUCAUAUAACAGCUAGCGAAAAAAUCGGCGAUGUGCUGAUUUCAUCAAAAUAUGCCUCUUGCUAUAGUAGUUAUUUUUAUAUUGAUAUUAUAGGCAAAGGUGGACAUGCUUCAACACCUCAUUUAUCUAUUGAUCCUAUACAUGCGGGAGCUCAUAUUGUACUAGAUAUUAAUACAAUAUUGUCAAAAUAUGUAGACCCUCAAACAAAGGCCUCAAUUGCAGUAACAACAUUUCAUUCUGGAGAAGUUUUUAACGCAAUUCCACAUAUUUGUAUGCUUUUUUUUGAGAUUUAGCAUCUAAAAUAUAUAAACAUCAUUUAUGGAUUAUUUAUAAUAAAUAGCUUAAAAUUAGUGGAACUAUUAGAUGUUUUGAGCCUGAAACAAAGGAAACGAUAGAAAAAAGAAUAACGAAUUUCUGUAGAGGAUCAGAAAUAAGCUUUGGAUGUGAAAUAAAGCUGGAGUUUCAAAAUUAUUACCCACCAACAAUAAAUUCUCCAGAACCAUCACAAAUAGCAGGGAAUGCAUUUAAGAAAAUCUGUCCUGGAGCGAAUAUUAAUAACUUAUCACCUCUAAUUGGAGAAGACUUUUCAUAUUUCACUGAGAAAAAGCCUGGAUGCUUUAUUAUGAUGGGGUGUGGGGAUAGCCAGCAUACAUCUCACCUUCAUUCUUCAACGUUUGAUUUUGAUGAGAGAGCCAUGCUCAUAGGUGCUUCUUAUUGGGUGGAAUUGGUUAAAGAUAUUUUGACUUAA
Messenger RNA from Blepharisma stoltei, 1244 nucleotides. The record is from the annotation of a GenBank genome assembly. Lineage: Eukaryota; Ciliophora; Heterotrichea; Heterotrichida; Blepharismidae.